Messenger RNA from Emiliania huxleyi CCMP1516, 321 nucleotides. RefSeq lists its product as hypothetical. Gene Ontology annotation, molecular function: peptidyl-prolyl cis-trans isomerase activity. The annotation marks the transcript as partial. The transcript is spliced from 4 exons. Lineage: Eukaryota; Haptophyta; Isochrysidales; Noelaerhabdaceae. The record is from RefSeq and is a predicted model, not a curated record.
ACGUACGAGGUUGUCAAAAUGGGCACGGGCAGCGAGGUCGUGUCCAAGGGCGCGACGGUGACCGUCCACGCGACUGGCAUUGUCGCGGAGACGAGCAAAAAGUUCUGGAGCACGAAGGACGCCGGCCAGCAGCCGUUCACCUACCAGGCAGGCGUGGGCGGCGUCAUCACAGGCUGGGAUCAGGGCUGCCUCGGCAUGAAGCUCAACGAGGUGAGGAAACUGAAUAUCCCGGCCGAGGAAGGCUACGGGAAGCAGGGCUUCCCUGCUUGGGGCAUCCCUCCCGGCGGCACCCUCGACUUUGAGAUUGAGGUGCUCAAGAUU